AUGACAGACGCUCUGUCUGUCUCAAUGGAUUCGCUCGACGUGCGGGACUCGGUUGCAUCGCUCGACCUCGCCCUCGUCCUCUCAUCACUCGAAGCCGCAGAAUCGCAGGACGCACAAGAGGUAGCAGACGAGCUGCAGUCGCUGGCGGCUAUCUACGACGGCCCAGCACCCUCUUUGAGCCUGUACCGCCCGCCACGAACGCCCCGGACCCCGUCACCGCCGCCAAUAUGGACCCCCUCCUCGAGCGACCCCCUUCGGCUCGUCCUCUCCGUCACCCUCGCCCCUCCACGAGAGUCUGUUCCGCUCCACCUCCUCCUUUCUCUACCUCGCGGCUACCCGACCAACGAGCCGCCCCUGAUCCAGCUUCAAGACCGGUACCUGUCCUCGUUCGCCGUUUCAGACGACCUCUUCGGCCAGGUCUUGCGGACGUUCAUGCACGAUCCUGAAGCGGCACCAGCAGCAGGGACAGGAGGAGGUGUUGAGUGGACGGGAGGGGUAUGUCUGUUUGAGGGGAUCGAGUUUGUGCGAGAAUUGUGCGGACAAUGGGUCGGAGAACGAGAAGCAGAGUUGCAGAAGGGCGAGAAGGCACGGCAGGCGGCCGGUGCCAAGUCUACACGGACGAACGGGCGGUCUGAGUCUGCGGAUGAAAGACGUGACGGGAGGGAGGAAGGACGGCGAGCGAAUGGAGCGUCGGCUGAGCCUGCACGGGCGAAGAAGGCGGCCGUCGCUUGUCCCGAGAUCAUCUCCUGCGAACCCAUUGUUGAUCGUCAGUCGGUCUUCGUUGGACACGCUGCGAAGGUGAACUCCUUGGAAGAGGUCGACGCCGUCAUGGAGACGCUGCUGAGCAAUAACAAGAUUGCCAAAGCGACACACAACAUCUCAGCGUAUCAGUUCACGACCGCGAGCGGGACUCGACAUGCAGACAACGACGACGAUGGCGAGACGGCUGCAGGCAGUCGGCUCGCGCAUCUCUUGACCCUCUUGGAUGUACCGAACGUGAUGGUAGUCGUCUCGCGCUGGUACGGCGGGAUCCACCUCGGCCCGGACCGCUUCAAGUUGAUCAACCAGGCCGCUCGAGAUGCGUUGACAGACGCGGGGUUCUUACAGGAGGCGGAGGAGAAGAAGGGGAAGGGAGGGAGCGCUGGAAAGGGCACAAGUACGAAGAAGCGAUAG
This is a messenger RNA of Rhodotorula toruloides NP11, 1173 nucleotides long. Its product is annotated as imprinted and ancient. Lineage: Eukaryota; Fungi; Basidiomycota; Microbotryomycetes; Sporidiobolales; Sporidiobolaceae. The coding region runs from base 1 to 1173 and encodes 390 amino acids. The transcript has 6 exons. Gene Ontology annotation, molecular function: protein binding. Gene Ontology annotation, cellular component: cytoplasm. Gene Ontology annotation, biological process: regulation of translational initiation. The record is from RefSeq and is a predicted model, not a curated record.